This is a messenger RNA of Syngnathus typhle (broad-nosed pipefish), 4343 nucleotides long. RefSeq names its product RAD50 homolog, double strand break repair protein (gene rad50). Lineage: Eukaryota; Metazoa; Chordata; Actinopteri; Syngnathiformes; Syngnathidae. The transcript is spliced from 28 exons. The coding region runs from base 86 to 4027 and encodes 1313 amino acids. Gene Ontology annotation, biological process: telomere maintenance via recombination; chromosome organization involved in meiotic cell cycle; double-strand break repair. The record is from RefSeq and is a predicted model, not a curated record. Gene Ontology annotation, molecular function: ATP hydrolysis activity; double-stranded telomeric DNA binding; G-quadruplex DNA binding. Gene Ontology annotation, cellular component: nucleus; condensed nuclear chromosome; Mre11 complex.
UGACGUCAUCACCCGUGCAGCGUGAAAUGUAGGAUUGAGAACUGUUAAACGUGAAGACACGUUACAAGACAAGAAGAAAGCAAACAUGUCUAAAAUUGACAAGAUGAGCAUCCUGGGGGUGCGAAGCUUUGGAAUUGAAGACAAAGACAAACAAGUAAUCGAGUUCUUUACUCCCCUUACGGUUCUGGUUGGUUCCAACGGAGCAGGCAAAACGACCAUAAUUGAGUGCCUCAGGUAUGCAACUUCAGGAGAACUUCCCCCAGGUUCUAAAGGAGUUGCUUUUGUCCAUGACCCAAAGGAGGCCCACGAAACAGACGUGCGGGCGCAGAUUCGACUUCUGUUCUCUGAUGUCAACGGAGACCAAAUUGCCAUCCAACGUUCCAUGUCGUGUACCCAGAAGACGAAGAAUUACUCCUUUAAAAGCUUAGAGCAGGUUAUUACUCGGAUAAAGGAUGGUGAAAAGGUGAGCUUGUCAUCCAAGUGUGGCGAGUUAGACCGCGAGAUGAUUUCUGCACUCGGCGUUUCCAAGGCCGUGUUGAAUAACGUCAUAUUCUGCCAUCAAGAGGAUUCCAACUGGCCACUUAGUGAGGGCAAGGCACUCAAAGAAAAAUUUGAUUCCAUCUUUGCUGCAACCAAGUACAUCAAAGCUCUGGAGACGAUGCGUCAGUUGCGUCUCAAGCAGAGCAGCACCGUGAAAGAGUGCCAGGUGGAGUUGCACUUUUUGAAGCAGAACAAAGAGAAGGCCCAGCAGAUUAGAGAGACUGUCGCCUACAAAGAAGAUCAACUGAUGGCCUCCAGGGACCGUGUCCGGAUGCUGGAAAGCCAAAUCGAGCCACUGGAGAAUCAGUUGGCAGACAUCGACUUGAAACUGGGCAAGGUGUUGAAGCUGGACAAUGAUAUUAAGGUCUUGGACAGCAGGAAGAAACAGAUGGAGGAGGACAACAAGGAGCUCGAGGAAACAAUGGAAAAGGUGUUCCAGGGUUCGACCGAGCACCUGCAAGAGGCUUACCUGAACCACCAGAGAACCGUAAGGGAGAAGGAAAGUAGGCUGAAAGACUGCCAGAAGCAACUGGAGCAAGCCGACAGGGAGUGUCAGAGACUCAACAGACAAAAGUCUGAGCUCCUAGUGGAACAAGGACGUCUCCAAGUCGAGUCUGACUGCCACACACAAAACAUCAAGAACCGUGACACUCAGGUCCGCUUAUUGUCGUCCCAACUGGAGAUGGAAGGCUACGACCGGCCGCCCUUCACGACUCUUCAGCUCGAGAGCUUCCAUCGUCAUGUCACUCAGAGACUGGAUCAGGAAAAAAUGAAAGUUGCUCAGGUUAUGGCGGACCUGCAGGAAAAGGAGCAGCGGAAACAACAGUCAAUUGACGAUAUCAGGGAUAAGAAGACGGGUCUGGAGAGAAUCAUCGAACUGAAAAAAGACAUGCAGCUAAAGAAGCAGCUUGAGCUCCAGAAUGUCCACACUGAGCUGCAGAGGCUUGAAGCUUCGUCCGGCAGAAUGCACGAGCUGGAAAGCGAGCUGGCCAAAGCGGAACAUGAGCUGCAGAGUGCCCUCGAGACGUCCAACGUGGAGGGGCUGAAGGUCGAGGUUGUGGCGCUCCAGAGAGAAAAGGCAGAGCUCGACCGCACACAGAGGCAGCUGGACCAAGAGAUGGCCGUGCUCAACAUGCACACAACAGCACGUACUCAAAUGGACAUGUUGACUAAGGACAAGAAAGCGAAAGAGGAGCAAGUACGCAAGAUCAAGUCACGUCAUAGUGAUGAACUGGUGGCACUGCUGGGCCACUUUCCCAACAAAAGAGAACUGGAGGACUGGCUUUACGCUAAGUCAAAGGAAAUGAACAGAACCAGGGACAAACUGGCCAAACUCAAUAAGGACCUGGCAUCCAGCGAGCAGAACAAGAGCCACAUUGCUGCUGAGCUACGUAAAAAGGAGCAGCAGUUGACAAAUGAUGAAGAAAAGUUCUUCAACGUCUGCGGCAGUCAAGAUCUGGAGCAGGACCUCAGCAAAUUGCAAGAGGACCUGGAAAAGAUUUCCAAACAAAGAGCCAUGCUUGCUGGAGCCACUGCCGUCUACACACAGUUUAUCAGCCAGCUGACCGAGGAGAGGGAGCCCUGCUGCCCCGUCUGCCAGCGGACGUUCCCGUCCGAGCCCGACUUACAAGAGGUCAUCGGCGACAUGCAGUCCAAAUUGCGUCUGGUUCCAGACAAGCUGAAGAACACCGAGCAGGACCUGAAGAGGAAGGAAAGAAGGAGAGAUGAGAUGGUGACACUCAGACCAGUCAGGCAGUCCAUUGUGCAGUUACAGGAGAAUGAGUUGCCUGAGCUGCGAAAUCGACUGCAGAGUGUGAACAGAGAUAUUGAGAGGCUGAAAAAAGAUGUGGAGGAACAGGAGACUCUGCUUGCGGCUCUGAUGUCAGAGGAGGAAACCGUCAAGGCCUGUCAGCAGGACAUCGCUCUGAUGGACAGAUUCCUGAUGGAUCUAAAAGAAGCGGAGGUGAGAAUAGCUCAGAACGCCGCUAAACUCCAGGGAGUAGACUUGACCAGAACCGUCCAGCAAGUCAGUCAGGAGAAGCAGGAGACUCAGCUCAAAUUAGACACCGCAUCCAGCAGGAUGGAUCUGAAACGCAAGCUGAUCCAAGACCAGCAGGAUCGGAUUCAGACGCUGAAGAGUUGUGUGAACGAGACCAAAGCGGAGAAACUCCAACUGAGCAGCGACAUGCAGAAGCAGCAGCAGCUGGAGGAGCAGCGUGCUGAUUUCUCCGCUGAGAAUCAGGCCUUAACCAGGGACAUCCGGGAAGCGAAGGAGCAGCUGUCUCCGCUGAUCUCCACGUUGCAUAAGAUGCAACAGGAAAAAGAGGAGAUGAUGGGACAGAGAAGGCACAAGCAGGAGGAAGGACAGGAAAAGAUCAACACCAUCAAAGAGAAAAUAAAGACCAUCUCCGACGUGGAAGGGCACAUCCGCAAGUAUAUUGAAGAGGGCAAACAUGAACACCAGGAGAAAAAAGAAUCUCAACUUCAAGAAACCAACACGCUGCUCCAUGCGGCUGAACGUCACAAAGAGAAGAUCAGCAAAGAGAAAGAAAACAUCCGUCAGGACAUCGACACUCAAAAUGUGCAAGAGCGCUGGUUACAGGACAACCUGACCCUAAGAAAGCGUGUUGAAGAGCUAAGAGAGCUUGUGGUUAAGCGGGAGGCCUUUUGCAAACAAAUAGGCAACAUGCAAGUGACACAGCUGCGCCAAGAACAACGUGAAGCCGAACGCAAGUUGGAGGAGCUGAAGAAUAACCGCAGCACUGCGUUGGGUCGCCAGAAAGGCUUCGAGGAUGAGUUGCUGCAUCACAAAAAAGAGUUGCGAGAAGACCAGUACGAUAAAGCGGACGAGCGCCACAAAAACAAGAUGAUCACAAUGCGUACGACCGAGCUGGCCAUCGAAGACCUGAAACUCUACUACAAAGCCCUCGAUCAAGCCAUCAUGAAGUUCCACAGCAUGAAGAUGGAUGAAAUCAACAAACUCAUCAGAGACCUUUGGCGGAGCACCUACCGAGGACAAGAUAUCGAGUAUGUGGAAAUUCGCUCGGACGUGGAUGAGAACACUUCCACUUCCGAAGUGCGACGAAGAGUUUACAACUAUCGAGUAGUCAUGGUAAAAGGAGAUACCAGUUUGGAUAUGAGGGGGCGCUCCAGUGCUGGCCAGAAGGUGUUGGCAUCUCUUAUUAUCCGUCUUGCCUUGGCGGAGACCUUCUGUCUGAAUUGCGGGAUCCUCGCAUUGGAUGAGCCCACCACCAACCUGGACAGAGAAAACAUCGAGUCGCUGGCACACGCCCUUAUCGAAAUCAUCAAGAGCCGCUCCCGCCAGCGCAACUUCCAGCUGCUGAUCAUCACGCACGACGAGGACUUUGUGGAGCUGCUGGGCCGCUCCAGUUACAUCGAACACUUCUACCGCAUCCGCAAGAACCGGGAGCAGAACUCUGAGAUCAUCAAGUGCAGUAUCAGCUCUCUCUCCUCCUAUUUACACUGAGUAUACCGCAACACUUGUACAGUAACUAGUUUCAUCGUUACCGUUUACAGUUGCACUUAUGUUUGUUCAUUAUACAAGAAAAUACCUCAAUAUAAACAGGUUAUUCUAGAAAUCAAAUUUCAAUGUUUUUGAUCGGGUUCAAUUUGGGGUUUUCUGAAUUCACCAAAAACAGAGAAAUGACUUAAGUUUGCAUCUUGACUAUUCAUAUAUAUCAAAGUGUUGUUGAUUGAUGGAAUGGCUUUAGAACGCUGCAUUGUUAGCAGUACCAGUGAGUUGAGUUUCUUGCAUUAAAAAAAACACUUCCUGCAAGCUGCAA